Malus domestica (apple) is the source of this 2184-nucleotide messenger RNA. Its product is annotated as primary amine oxidase-like. Gene Ontology annotation, biological process: amine metabolic process. NCBI's taxonomy places the organism in Eukaryota, Viridiplantae, Streptophyta, Magnoliopsida, Rosales, Rosaceae. Gene Ontology annotation, molecular function: quinone binding; primary methylamine oxidase activity; copper ion binding. The record is from RefSeq and is marked provisional.
AUGGAAGGUCCGAGAUUCCUGCGUUUUUUCUCCCUUUCCCUCUGCAUAGGCCUAGUCCUCCUCUUCACUUGGUCCCACCUCCCUUACGCGCCGCCGUACGUCUCCGACCUCCUUGACUGCACAGCAAACUCCGCCUGGUGCUCCUCCAAAAACCGCAUCCAAGCCAAACCCCCUAUCCCAACGCGCCGCCUCAAAGACCACAGCUCCGACACCCCCCACCACCCUCUCGACCCCCUCACCAUCCAAGAACUCAACGCCGUCCGCACCAUCCUCAACUCCCACGCGCUCUUCACCUCCACCUCCUCCUACGCGCUCCACUCCAUCGAGCUCCAGGAGCCCGACAAGUCCCUCGUCCUCGGAUGGAAGCACGGCGACCCUCUCUUCCCCAGAAAGGCCUCUAUCGUCGCACGUGUCGACAGCAAGUCGCUCGUGCUAACCGUCGACCUGACCACGUCCGAGGUGACCGUUCACGAGACCGGCUCCCACUACGGUUACCCGACGAUGACGCUGGAGGAGCUGGCCGCUGCCACGUUCAGCCCGCUCAAGAACGCUGAUUUCAACCGUACGAUCGUCGAGCGCGGGGUCGAUCUGGCGGACCUGGGGUGUCUCCCGCUUUCCACGGGGUGGUACGGCGGGGCCGACGAGAACAGGAGGUUGAUUAAGGUGCAGUGCUAUUCCACCAAAGAUACUGUGAACUUCUACAUGCGUCCAAUCGAAGGGUUAACUGUUCUCGUUGACUUGGACACCCAACAGGUGGUGGAGAUUUCGGAUAAGGGCAGGGGCAUCCCCAUACCAAAGGCCGCCAAUACAGAUUAUAGGUACUCAGCCCAAAGGCCCAAUCAAGUGAAAAAGCUGAUCAAGCCCAUAUCUAUAGAGCAGCCGGAAGGGCCGAGUUUUACGGUAGAAAAUGAUCACUUGGUCAAAUGGGCAAAUUGGGAAUUUCACUUGAAGCCUGACGCCAGGGCGGGCGUCAUCGUAUCCCGGGCCAAAGUUUGGGACCCGGAGACCGGGGAGUUGAGGGAUGUGAUGUACAAAGGGUUUACGUCAGAGUUGUUUGUGCCUUACAUGGACCCCACUGAUGCGUGGUACUUUAAGACCUAUAUGGAUGCCGGUGAAUACGGGUUCGGGUUACAGGCAAUGCCUCUGGAGCCGCUUAACGAUUGUCCGCGUAACGCCUACUAUAUGGAUGGUGUGUUUGCGGCAGCUGAUGGAAAACCAUACGUCCGAUCAAACAUGGUUUGCAUAUUCGAGAGCUAUACGGGCGAUAUCGGGUGGCGGCACACAGAGUGUCCGAUAACGGGCAUGGAGGUUAGGGAAGUGAGGCCAAAGGUGACAUUGGUAGUUAGAAUGGCAGCAUCAGUUGCUAACUAUGAUUAUAUCGUCGACUGGGAGUUCCAAACAGACGGACUAAUCAGGGUUAAGGUUGGACUUAGUGGCAUUUUGAUGGUGAAAGGCACCUCCUAUGAGAACAUGAACCAAGUCUCAUCUAGCCAAGAGAAUCUCUAUGGCACCCUCUUGUCGGAGAACGUUAUUGGCGUUAUUCACGAUCAUUACGUCACAUUUCAUCUUGAUAUGGACGUGGACGGCUCAGAUAACUCCUUUAUGAAGGUGAAUCUCCAAAGGCAGUCCAACUCCCCAACUGAAUCACCAAGGAAAAGCUACUUGAAAGCUACUAAAACCGUUGCCAAAACUGAGAAAGAUGCACAGAUUAAGCUCAAACUCUAUGACCCGUCCGAAUUCCACGUGAUCAACCCAUCGAAAAAGACACGGGUUGGAAACCCUGUAGGGUACAAGUUGGUUCCCGGUGGCACUGCUGCUAGCUUGCUUGAUCUUGACGACCCUCCCCAAAAGAGAGGUGCUUUUACAAACAAUCAAAUUUGGGUUACCCCAUACAAUAAGAGCGAACAAUGGGCUGGUGGGUUGUUUGUAGACCAAAGCACAGGCGAAGAUACUCUUGCCGUGUGGUCUAACAGGGACCGACCAAUCGAGAACAAGGACAUUGUGGUUUGGUACACAUUAGGGUUUCAUCACAUACCCUGUCAAGAAGACUUCCCUAUAAUGCCAACUGUGUCAUCUAGCUUCGAUAUCAAACCUGUCAAUUUCUUUGAGAGUAACCCCAUACUUCGGACUCCGCCUAACGUUGCCACAGAUCUACCCGUUUGCACGGCUGCUGCUUCAGCUUAA